This is a messenger RNA of Cololabis saira (Pacific saury), 1863 nucleotides long. Its product is annotated as macrophage mannose receptor 1-like. Lineage: Eukaryota; Metazoa; Chordata; Actinopteri; Beloniformes; Belonidae. The record is from RefSeq and is a predicted model, not a curated record. The coding region runs from base 124 to 1236 and encodes 370 amino acids. The transcript has 5 exons.
GGUGAAAGUCACGGUACUUCCACAGCGAGAAGACUUAACAAAUCAUCAGAGACGAACAUCCGAUUUAAGCACGAAGAGAGGAAACACGCAAAUCAGAGAGAAACUUGAGGUAAAAUAUCAACGAUGUCUGACGGAGCAAAGAUGCCGUGUAGCCUGCUCCUGCUCCUGGUGGUGGGUCAGAGUUGGUUCAUCACAGGUCAGCUUUAUGAGUAUCACUAUAUUGAACAGAGUAAGAGCUGGUCUGCAGCUCAGAAAUACUGCAGAGACAAGUACACUGAUCUGGCCACCAUCUCCAACAUGACAGACUUGGACAGACUCAAGGAAUCAGCAAAGAACCGUCAAGAAUCUGCCUGGAUUGGUCUGCACAGCCUAAAUAAUGCUAACCCCACCUGGCACUGGUCUCUGCCUGGUCUGGAGUUCAAUGAAAGUGAGACAAACUGGAACAAAAAUGAACCAAACAACGUAGGAGGGAACGAGAAUUGUGGGGGGAUAAGGAAAGACCUGGAGUGGUUAGAUUUAUCCUGUAAUGAGAAGAGGUAUUUCGUCUGCUACGAUGAAGGAAAAACAGAGAGAUUCAUUUUCUUUCAUCAACAAAGGACCUGGUCAGAGGCUCAGAGCUACUGCAGAAAGAAACACACAGACCUGGCCAGUGGACCGGAACAGUUAAAUGACACAAAGCUGCAAGAUCAGCUACGGGAUAAAAACGAUGUGUUCAUUGGUCUGUUCAGAGACACCUGGAGCUGGUCGGAUGGGAGCAGUUUCUCUUUCAGACGCUGGAAUAAUCUGGCCGACAUUACGAUGAGAGAGGACAGAUGUGCCGUGAUGAAGGAGGACGGGGAGUGGGAAACUGACAAUUGCAAUGAAAACAAACCCUUUUUCUGUUACGAUGAUAAGGUGAUCCUGGUGCAAGAAAAUCUGACCUGGGAGGAUGCCUUGUACUACUGUAGAGAAAACCACCGUGACCUGGUCUCCAUCACCGACCUCAAUGACCAGAGAUGGGUCCAAGAGAGAGUCAAGAACGCCACCACUGAAUUUGUUUGGACGGGGCUGCGCUACACCUGCACUCUGGAUUUCUGGUUCUGGGUCGGUGGUGAGGUGGUCACGUACCACAACGUGGACUCGGGUGAGAAGGGGGACCACUGUGACAUGUCUGGAGCCAUGCAAAGAGCUGGAAAACACAAGUGGUUCAAAAUAAAUGACAUGCAGGAGUUUAACUUCCUCUGUUCUGAGUGGUAAACCCACUGUGAACACUGCUGACAUUCAUUUAUUAGUUCUGAUCUUAGGAUUUAUUUAAGAUAAAAUAAGAUAUUCCCUUAUUAGUCCCACAGCAGGGAAAUUUGCAUUUAUGUGUUCCUGAAAUGAUUUUAGACAUGUAUAAUAAUUGUAACCUAAAGUAGAAGGAGAUAAAGUUUAUUAAAUAAUAGAUGACGGCUAUAAUAUUUUUUGUAGAGAGGUUGAAGUCACAUUUUCUGUGUUUUCAACUUGUGUCAUCUUAAACUAGGACAUGUAUGUUGAAAUAGGUUAAUCUAUUCUGAUCACUGCUGGCAUUCAUUGAUUAGUUCUGUCUUUGGGUUUCUUUUUUGAUCUCUAGAAAUGAGAAAGUUUGGAAAGAGAAACAUGUACUUAGAUAACAGCUGAUGCAGGAUAUGAAUUUCUAGAGAUGUUGAGGUUGCAUGUUCUGUGUAGUUUUGUUUUACAGGUGUCCUAUUAAACCACAGAAUUGCUAUGUCUCAAGUUUUCUUUGUUAUUGAUCUGGUGAUGGUUAUGCUUGUAUAAAAUCAUCCAUUUUGGGAUUGCUGUUUUUGAUUUUUGGUGACAACAAUAACCUGCUCUCUCUUAAAUAAAUACUCACAAUCACUGAAA